Messenger RNA from Parasteatoda tepidariorum (common house spider), 1496 nucleotides. It is a transcript of the gene JMJD6, whose product is annotated as Bifunctional arginine demethylase and lysyl-hydroxylase PSR. Gene Ontology annotation, molecular function: P-TEFb complex binding; histone H4R3 demethylase activity. The record is from RefSeq and is a predicted model, not a curated record. Gene Ontology annotation, biological process: phagocytosis. NCBI's taxonomy places the organism in Eukaryota, Metazoa, Arthropoda, Arachnida, Araneae, Theridiidae. Gene Ontology annotation, cellular component: cytoplasm; nucleus.
UUAUUUCCUUUACAACUCAACUCGAAUAUUUUAUAUUCGAAAUUUCAGUUUUCAUUUUGUUUUAAUGUUUAUUUGGAAAUCAGCUGCGUUUCUUGUUAUAUUCUUCUACAAACUGAAUAUUUUUGUUUAGUAAUUUAUAUAAAAUUUGUGAAUUUUGAAUCAUAAUUCUUUAUUUUAUUAAUUUAUGGAUCUAGAUGCUGAUAAGUUUUUAAGGAGAGCAUUCAAACGAAUCGAUGAUGCCAAGAUCAGAGCAAGGCCAGAAUUAAACGAUAAAGAAGGGAAUGGAUGGACUAAAUUAAAUUAUGCAGAAAAGUUUGAACUUGAUUUAAAUGCUGUAAGAGCUAAAGAUAAUGUUGAACGAAUUCAUGUGAAAGAUGUAUCCCCGGAUGUAUUUAUUGAAAAAUAUGAGAAAAUAUACAAGCCCGUUGUCAUUACUGGAAGCACAGACGAAUGGAAGGCUCGAUACAAAUGGAAUUUACCUCGCCUUGUUCGAAAAUAUCGGAAUCAAAAAUUUAAAUGUGGUGAAGACAAUGAAGGUUACAGUGUGAAACUAAAGAUGAAAUAUUUUAUUUAUUACAUGGAGCAUAACAAAGAUGACAGUCCAUUAUAUAUAUUUGACAGCAGUUUUGGAGAACACCCUCGCAGAAAAAAGUUGCUAGACGAUUAUGAUAUUCCCAAGUUCUUCCGAGAUGAUCUUUUUAAAUAUGCUGGUGAAGAGAGGAGGCCACCUUAUAGAUGGUUUGUCAUGGGAUCUGCUAGAUCUGGAACAGGAAUUCAUAUUGAUCCACUGGGCACCAGUGCUUGGAAUUCUCUUAUCGAAGGACAUAAAAGGUGGUGCUUGUUUCCAACUCAUACUCCUAAAGAGAUGAUCAAAGUUAGACCAGAAGAAGGUGGUAAACAAGGAGAUGAAGCUGUUACUUGGUUCCAAUACAUAUAUCCUAGAACUCAACAACCUGAUUGGCCACAAGACUGCAAGCCCUUGGAACUUCUCCAAGGUCCUGGAGAGACUGUUUUUGUGCCUGGAGGAUGGUGGCAUGUUGUUGUAAACAUGGAUACCACCAUUGCAGUGACUCAGAACUUUUGUAGUCUUACAAAUUUUCCUAUAGUGUGGCAUAAAACUAUUAGAGGAAGACCUAAACUCUCAAGAAAGUGGUAUAAAAUUUUAAGGGAAAAAAGACCAGAGUUAGCUGCAAUUGCUGACCGCAUAGAUGUAAAUGCUAAUACUGGUGUAGCUUCGGACAGUUCGAGUGGAUCUAGUUCAUCAUCUUCAUCAGAUGAAUCAUCUGUUUGCUCUAGUUCUGAAAGUGAUGAUUCUGGUAAAGCUAGUAUAACUGAUCGCAAAAAGAAAAGGAAACGAUCUAAUCAUGAAAAUGAGAAUAAACGUUUUAGAAGAUAACAUUGGGACAUACUAGCCUAAAAGAAUAAAAUCAUUUUUAUCAUGGAAUUUUUCUUUAAAUCCACCAAAGUGUACUAAAAAUAUGAGAAAGUGCUUUGUU